Messenger RNA from Hordeum vulgare subsp. vulgare (domesticated barley), 2422 nucleotides. RefSeq names its product putative wall-associated receptor kinase-like 16. Gene Ontology annotation, biological process: protein phosphorylation; cell surface receptor signaling pathway. The coding region runs from base 69 to 2273 and encodes 734 amino acids. Gene Ontology annotation, molecular function: calcium ion binding; ATP binding; protein serine/threonine kinase activity. Lineage: Eukaryota; Viridiplantae; Streptophyta; Magnoliopsida; Poales; Poaceae. Gene Ontology annotation, cellular component: plasma membrane. The record is from RefSeq and is a predicted model, not a curated record. The transcript is spliced from 4 exons.
CUUCUACUUAUAUCCCCGGAGUGCUAGGAGCUCAGGAGCACGCAGCCACACCUACCCGUUCGGCAAAGAUGAAGCUCGGGUGUUCUCGGUUUCUUUUGUCUUGCCAUGUUCUUCUCUGCCUUUCGGCGAUUUGGGUGCCGGCCACGGCCGAUGUGCCGGUAGCCCACCUUACCGGCUGCCAGGCCAAGUGCGGCGAGGUUGACAUCCCAUUCCCGUUCGGCAUCGGCGAGCAGUGCGCGUUGCACCGCGGCUUUAACAUCAACUGCACGACCGUCAAUGGCAUCCUCAAGCCUUUUGCGGGAUAUGUCGAGGUGACCAAAAUCUCCGUGCCAGACGGCAAGGCCUGGAUAAACGCCACGACCAUGUCGUGGCGGUGCUAUGAUGUGGCCACUGACACUAUGAGCUACCAAAACGAAGGCCUGGACCUCAGAAAUACACCUUUCUGGGUAUCGGAGGUGGAUAACAAAAUUAUCGUCAUCGGGUGUAAUACUCUCGCUUAUAUGAGGAGCUUUCCGUACGUAAUAGGUUGCUCGUCCAUAUGCGAAGACGUUACCCUCGAGAACGACAAAUGCUCUGGUGCCGGCUGCUGCCAAGCCGAUGUCCCGAAAGGCGUACGGUAUUAUAACGGCUAUUUCAACACAAACUACAACGCGACCAAAAGGUGCAGCUUCAUGGCAGUGAUGGAAAAGGCAGCUUUCAAGUUCAACACCAGCUAUACCGAAUCCACGGUGUUUUGGGAUACAUACAAUGGGACAGUUCCACUUGUCCUGGACUGGCUGGCAUGGCCGUCGACUUGCGACGUAGCUCAGAACAUGAGCUCCUACGCAUGCGCCAGCACCCAUAGUGAGUGUGUAAAUUCCACCAUCGACGAGCCAGGUUAUCGUUGCACGUGCGCUGUUGGAUACAAAGGCAACCCUUAUGUCCAGAACGGAUGCCAAGAUAUUGACGAGUGCCUUGAAGAUGCUACUCUCUGCGUCUCUGGAAGUGGAACCUGCACGAACACGGCAGGGAAUUACACCUGCUCAUGUCCCCGAGGGAAGGAUUGGGCGAAUGGCAGUUGUCAAUCCCAUUUUCCUGUGAUACCUGUCGUAGGUACAACUGUUGGACUAGUCGUCUUAGUGAUUGUUUUAGCCUGUGCGUGCAUGAUCCAAGAGAGAAGAAAACUACAAAAGAUGAAGCGGGACUACUUUCGGCAGCAUGGUGGUCUAAUAUUAUUUGAGGAGAUGAGGUCAAAGCAAGGUAUUACAUUUAAAAUCUUCACAGAGGAAGAACUACAGCAAGCCACGAACAGGUUUAGUGAGCAACAAGUAUUGGGUCAAGGGGGCUAUGGGACUGUGUACAAGGGGGUUCUUGAGGGCAACGUGGAAGUAGCGGUGAAGAGAUGCAAGACCGUCGACGAGCAACAAAAGAAAGAAUUUGGUAAAGAGAUGCUGAUCUUGUCUGAGGUCAACCAUAAAAACAUUGUGAAGCUCCUCGGGUGUUGCCUCGAAGUGGAAGUCCCUAUGUUGGUAUACGAGUUUGUCCCAAACGGCACCCUCUUCCAGCUCAUACACGGUAACCAUGGCCUACGUAUCUCCUUGGCUACUCGCUUGGGGAUCGCCCAUGAGUCCGCUGACGCGCUCGCCUACCUUCACUCAUCGGCUUCGACACCAAUCCUCCAUGGUGAUGUCAAGUCCUCCAAUAUUCUUCUUGACAGGGAUCACAAAGCUAAAGUAGCUGACUUUGGCGCCUCCAUCCUGGCACCAACUGAUAAGUCACAAUUCAUCACACUUGUACAUGGUACAUGCGGGUAUCUCGAUCCUGAGUACAUGCAAACCAACCUGCUGACAGACAAGAGUGACGUGUACAGCUUUGGGGUUGUUCUUUUGGAGCUGCUUACGGGCAAGUUGCCAUUUAAUUUCAGUCAAGAUGUCGCUGCCCGCGAGAAGAGCUUAUCGAUGAUGUUUAUGUAUGCGAUGAAGGUGAAUAAGCUUGAGGAAAUCUUGGAUGAUGAUAUCAAGAACGAGGAGAGCACAGAAAUUAUUGAAGAGGCGGCGGAGCUAGCGAUGCGGUGCUUAGAGAUGUGUGGUGACAAUAGGCCAUCGAUGAAGGAAGUUGCGGAGAAGCUUGAUAGUCUGAGGAAGGUGAUGCAACAUCCAUGGGUGCAGCGAAACCCUGAAGAGAUGGAAUGCCUACUUGGGGAGCCCUCGUCAAUGGUCAGCUCGACGAUAACAAGUGCUGAAUGUUUCAGCAUCGAGAAGAAAGCUGUUAAUGGUCUGCAGUCAGGUCGUUAAGUAAUCACACUAUUGCCUUGCUUUGUUUAUUUUGUAUUCAAAAGCAAAAAAGUCAGUUGCAUCAAAAAUAGAAUAAACAGUCAAUUGUUAUAGCUACCAUUAUGUUACUGUUCAUUUUACCAAUUAUACAUCUACAGUUUCAGUGUUUA